UUGUCUUGUUACCUAGUAUUCAUUUCCGUUAGGUUUCUUUCCAAGUUUCAAUCCUUUUGUUUAUCCAACCGAAGGAAACGAUAUUCACUCACCCAUUUAGACAACAAUCAUCAACAGUGCCAUAAUUUCGAUCACUUUUUUUCCUCAUCAGACUUAUCGCCAAAAUCUAUACACUUUGAUUUGUGUGCUCUGCAUCACCACAAACUCUCUGCUAUCAAUAAUAAGAAUAAGAGCCUCCAAUCAUCUUUAACUAAAUCUACUGUAAAAAUCCUCAUCCAAAACUGACAUACCCACAUACCCAAUUGCCCAUUUGGAUUUCUCUUGCAUAGUUUUCAAUGGAGAAAUCUGGGUAUGGCCGUGAUGGCAUUUUCAGAUCUCUUAGGCCACCUCUGGUCUUACCCAGAGACCCAAACCUCUCCAUGGUCUCUUUCCUCUUCAGAAACUCCUCUUCUUACUCAAACAAACCUGCCCUCAUUGAUGCCGAGUCUUCUGAAACCUUGUCCUUCUCUCAGUUCAAGUCCUUGGUCAUCAAGGUCACCCAUGGCUUACUCCAUCUGGGUAUUAAGAAAAACGAUGUUGUUCUCAUUUUUGCUCCAAAUUCAAUCCAAUUCCCCAUUUGUUUCCUUGGUAUUAUUGCAAGUGGUGCCAUUGCAACCACUUCCAAUCCUCUUUACACUGUCUCAGAGUUGUCCAAGCAAGUGAAAGAUUCAAAUCCCAAGCUUGUCAUAACUGUUCCUGAAUUGUUUGAAAAGGUCAAGGAUUUCAAUCUCCCAGCGGUGAUUUUGGGGUCACAGGGUGCUUCCCACAUUGCAUCAAGGUCAAAGAUUCUAACUUUCCAUGAUUUGGUUGAGUCAGCUGGGUCUGCCUCAGAUUUCCCAAUGGCCAAUAUUAAGCAGACUGACACAGCUGCGCUUUUGUACUCUUCUGGUACAACAGGCAUGAGCAAAGGGGUAGUUUUGACACAUAAGAAUUUCAUUGCCUCAUCUCUUAUGUGCACAAUGGAACAAGAAAUGACUGGAGAAAUGCACCACGUGUUUCUUUGUGUUUUGCCAAUGUUUCAUGUGUUUGGGUUGGCAAUUAUCACAUAUUCACAGCUGCAAAAGGGCAAUACUGUUGUGUCCAUGUCUAGAUUUGAUCUUCAGAAGAUCUUGAUGGCUGUUGAGAAGUAUAAGGUGACCCAUUUGUGGGUUGUGCCUCCUAUAGUACUUGCCCUGGCAAAGAACAGUGCGGUUAAAAAGUUUAACCUUUCUUCAUUGAGGCAUAUUGGUUCCGGGGCAGCACCUCUGGGGAAAGAGUUGAUGGAGGAGUGUGCCAAAGUUAUUCCUCAAGGUUUAAUUGCUCAGGGCUAUGGUAUGACAGAAACCUGUGGAAUUGCUUCAGUGGAGAAUACGCUAGUAGGGCCUCGGCAUACUGGUUCAGCUGGCAUGCUUGUUUCAGGAGUUGAAUGUCAGAUAGUCAGUGUAGACACCCUGAAGCCUCAGCCUCCUAAUAAGUUGGGAGAGAUAUGGGUUAGGGGGCCUAAUAUGAUGAGUGGGUAUUUCAACAACCCACAGGCCACCAACGAGACAAUAGAUAAAAAUGGUUGGGUACAUACAGGAGAUCUUGGAUACUUUGAUGAAGACGGACAACUUUAUGUAGUCGAUCGAAUCAAAGAGCUCAUUAAGUAUAAAGGUUUUCAGGUGGCACCAGCAGAACUUGAAGGGCUGCUAGUUUCUCACCCUGAAAUAUUAGAUGCUGUUGUCAUUCCGUUUCCUGAUGCCGAAGCUGGUGAGGUUCCGGUUGCAUAUUGUGUACGCACUCCAAACAGCUCACUGACUGAAGAAGAUGUCAAGACUUUUAUAGCUAGUCAAGUUGCGCCUUUCAAAAGACUACGAAGAGUAACAUUCAUAAACAGUGUCCCCAAGUCAGCAUCAGGAAAAAUCCUACGAAGAGAGCUCAUUGAUAAAGUACGGUCCAAGAUAUGAGAUUGAUGGUUCCUCAUUCUAAUGUUUGCUUUGGUAAGGCAGACUAGCCAGCAGGGAACACAGCAUGUUCCUUGCACACGCUUUAAAGUUGCAGGUAUAUUAAGGUAUUCAGUUUGGUUGCCAUUCUUUUUAUGGAAGAAGAGCAGGAUGUAGCUCGAAAUACAAAUAAUGAAGGAUUCUGUUCAACCUCUGAGCAAUAAGUCUUUGCAUUAACAUUAUAAGAGCAUUUUCAUUAUGUUCAAAUAGCAACUCUCAAUUUACAUAAAACAAUAUAUAGCAAUAAGUCUUUAGGUGAUUUCUUAUAGCAAUGUCUUUAUGUAUUGUUGAAUUCUGAAUUGCUCAAACCGGCCAAAGCCAAUUCGAGCAGUUUGACUAAAUGUGUAAUCUUGGAUUGAAUUUAAUCAAACUGCAAUUAUUUCGUCUCUA
Prunus avium (sweet cherry) is the source of this 2390-nucleotide messenger RNA. Its product is annotated as AMP-dependent synthetase and ligase family protein. Gene Ontology annotation, molecular function: CoA-ligase activity. NCBI's taxonomy places the organism in Eukaryota, Viridiplantae, Streptophyta, Magnoliopsida, Rosales, Rosaceae. The record is from RefSeq and is a predicted model, not a curated record.